GGGAACAUGGCGAUAGUAAUGGGUCGUCCAGCAGUGUUCCUGUUUUGGAUGAUUUUCCUAUGGUCAAGAGUAGCACUAUCCCUUGGAACAGAAUCGUCCAUCCUCGUAUCUGUUGAGGGCACUUCCCUUAGUGGAAUAUACAUUUACAAGGGCGAUAGUACCAGCGUCACGAAGACAUCUCCAUAUAAUUUCACCAGCUUGGGAUCAAGUAAUGUUCAGAUCAGGAGCAUGGAUGUUAAUGUAGCCAAUGGAUCCAUCUACUUCUUUGACAGAAUUUCUCGAUGCAUAUAUCGUUUGCAUUCAGUCAAUGUCGAAAAUGUCCACUGCGGAAUUUCAAGCUCAGUAUUCACCUCGAUAGCGUAUGAUUGGGUAAGUGGAAACAUGUACUGGACAGACGGCUUGUUUAACUGGAUAGCGGUCCAGCCUGUUGAUGCAGUUGACAAGAGCAUGUUCAGAGUCAUAAUCCAGGAUGAUAUAGAAAAUCCAAGAGCCAUUGCUGUGGAUGGUGUAGCAGGAUAUGUUUUUUGGUUUGAUAUAUCACCAUCUGGCUACCGGAUAGAACGAUCAUUGCUUGAUGGAACCUCCCGAACCCCAAUCAUCACUACUAGCUUGUUGAACGUACAAGAUAUUGAAAUAGACACGAUCGCCAGGAGGCUUUACUGGACAGACGACUGGAGAUACGCCAUUGAAUCUUCACUGUAUGACGGAACGGACCGUAAAGUUUUGUACAAACAUUUGAAUAUCAAGUUUCGAUCCAUUACAGUAGAUACGAAUCAUGUGUGUACGACUCUCUAUAGCAUUGAUGGAUGGUAUUGUUUUUCCAAAUCAACCGGAAGCAUUACUUUUUCUCGCUCCAGCGAGUUUUCUUUAACGGACCCAGUCAUAAUUACCAUUUCUAAGGAAGAUAUGAGGCCUCGUGUGACUGGUAGUUGCUCGACAUUGGGAUGUGAACACUUUUGUGUAAAUCUCCAACCAAGUGGUAAAUGUAUGUGUAAGGAGGGAUACACGCUGGAUACAGACGGAUUACACUGUACAGAAAACCAUCCGCUUUAUAGUAAAGCAUUUGUGGUGUCCAACUCCACCAACAUCUGUAUGUUGAGUUUCCGUGCAGUAACAGGCUACAAUGAUCCUCUUCGUUGUGUUGGUAACGUUGUACAAGGUUGUCAGCUUCUGACUGUCGACACAAGUAACAAACUUAUCUACUACGUUGACACAACAUCAAACUUCAUCAGAGAGUACAAUAUGGCUACAGACACAAGCCGCCAGAUCACAACAGCCAAUACUGUGUCCGGGAUGGUAUUUGAUUGGACAGAUGGAAACCUGUAUUGGUCUGAAUCUACUACUGGCAAGGUGAAAUAUGUAACGAUAGCAACACUUGCUGCCAAGGAACUCGUAGAUGUCUCUUCGCCUCCUUCUCGCCUAACCAUAGAUCCACACAACAGGACACUUUUCUGGGUGGAGGGGACAAGUGGAUAUGAAAUGAAGAUUGUAUCAAUGUCCCUGGCUAGCAAUGAGAAAUCCGUCAUACUGACCUAUCGAUCACCUGCCUUUAUAAGGGACAUAUUCUUUGAUGUUUCAAGCGACAGAUUGUACUUUGUCCAGCACAGUUCACUUUUCAGCGUGAAGCGAAACGGCAGUGAUAGAGAAUAUGUGUACUCAGGUCUUUCGCCUUCUGUGGACAAAAUGGCAAUCUACAAGAGAUAUGCAAUCUGGUCUACGACUACAAGCUCAGAUUUAAAAUCCUUGUCUCUUCAAUCAAAAUCUCUACAAACCACCAAUUUGACAAACAGCAUCGGAGGUCCGUGCUCUGUUUUAAAUGGUGGAUGUGAACAACUUUGCACGACAGGUGUAAGCGGAAAUGCUGUUUGCGCGUGCUCAUAUGGAUUGAAUAUUCAAACCGAUGGAAAAAGUUGCACCAGUGAGCCUCAAUCGUCCAACUUUCUACUGGCAGUCGACUUUAAUCAUGGUACACUCUUUCAAAUAUCUACAACUGACGCACAAAUAGCAGCUCUGGACAUAAACUCAGUUGAAAGACCGACUGAUGCCGUUUUUGAUCCGAAAACAUCAUUUGUAUUUUGGAGUGAAAGAAACGAUGGCACUAUUAGGAAAUCAACAUUAAAUGGAAGCAGUUCAGAAACAAUUUACACAAGAUCGGAUUUCAGCUCCUACGUAGACGCAUUAGUCAUGGACCAUUCCAGUGGUAUUCUGUAUUAUGCGAUGUCAGGCAAAACUUCACUUGGAAAUGUUGGAGUACUCAAACCUUCUACGGGAUUGGCUAAAACUCUGGUGGAAGACUUGAACAAUGUAGAGGCUUUAGCCUUGUAUCCAUCGAAAGGACUGAUGUUCUAUACGCAUCAUGAUCGGGAUGAUACCUUUCUAAACAUCGUUAGAGCUUCAAUGGACGGAACAUCUUCGAGUGUUAUCAUCGCAUUGGACGCCGACGACUACCUUACAAACCUAGCCAUUGACUACAAAACUGACCGACUGUACUGGUCAUCUCUAAGGGGAAACGCGUACGUAGAGUGGAGUAGUUUGUCAGGAUCUGGACGGACCAAAUUCAACACUCCUUUUUCAAGAAUACGAUCUAUUGAUAUAGAUGGCAAUUUUAUAUACCUUACGUCUGAAAGAAAACAUAAAGUUGUAAAGAUGAAUCUUCUGAGUGGGACCGAAGUGGCGUUUAUGUCAGAAAACGCUGAAUUAGGAUUCUUACUGAACAUACAUGCGUACCCAGGACAGCUACAACCAGUGAGUUCCGUCUGUGCAAACAACAAUGGCGGAUGUAGUACCUUCUGUCUACCCUCAUCGUCACCUUCGUCAUCAUACUGCGCAUGUCAGGAUGGUACAGACCUCAAGUCGGAUGAUCCUUACACGUGUCAAGGAGUAACACGAUGUCCGCCAGCCAUAUCCAAUGGAAGGUUAAAAGAUCCGUGCACACGUAACGCUGCUGAUGUGUGUACAUUCCAGUGUGAUUCGGGCUAUACCAGUACAGUAGCGUCUGACACAUUGACGUGUGGACAGGAUGGACAAUGGAGUGAAAAUCUUCAAGUGAUCUGUCAAGUUACACGAUGUCCGUCAGCCAUACCUAAUGGAAUGUUAAAAUAUCCGUGCACACGUAACGCUGCUGAUGUGUGUACAUUCCAGUGUGAUUCGGGCUAUACCAGUACAGUAGCGACUGACACAUUGAUGUGUGGACAGGAUGGACAAUGGAAUGAAAAUCUACAACAGCUCUGUCAAAUUGAAUCUGAUACUGCCGCCAACACAAAGGAUAAUGAUCAGCAGACAAUGGUAUACGUAGGAGCUGGACUUGCUGGCCUGGCAAUCUUAUCGGUUACCAUAGUGACGAUCGUAUGUGUUGUAGUUAAAAGAAGCAGGCGUCGCUUACCCAGUGUAAGAGGGGACAAGAAGUGAACCGAACGUAUAUUAUACACCUAAUCAACAAGUGCCUCACCAGCAAUUGAUGUCAGCUCCAGGAAUGGUAAACCAAGCAAUGUAUAACUUAGCAUGCCCGACACAAGAGAAAAUAUCAAGUCAUCAUACCAUGGCAGUUCAAACUCCACCAUACUCAGUGAGGCCAGAAUCCACGUAUGAUACCAUACCUGCAAACCAAAAUGACUACAGUGACCCGGCUCCCCCCUACGAGGAGCCAGCAUCGAUCCAAUACGGUCCCUCAGCGAGAUCGCAGCCAACGAUUCUUUCGGUGCAAAGAGGGAACGACGAUUAUAUGACAUUGAUUCGCUAAGGGAAUGGACAUUGAGAUAACUAUUUCCACGGGAUAGUUUGCUAUUAUUGGCUUGAUGUAUAAAAAAACUGACUGUCCCAAUGAAUACAUUGAAUUUUAAUAUUGAUAUCUGAUCAAAUAUCUAACUAUCUAUGCCGUUUUAAGUUAUAGGCGGAUGGUUAAGCGAUAGUUGUUCCAUCUUUCGGUCAUUAUAUUUACAUGGAAUAUGAUAUCAAGUAGUACUCUUUUUUAUCUGGUUUUGUAAGUAAGCAAUAUUCCACAUGAAACUACGUUUCCUUCAUACACAAUAGACAAAUAUAUACAAUGUAUGACGGAAGCUAGAAACGUAGAAGAAAAACCAAUAUUAACUCGUAACGCUUACAUUUUAUAAGAUUAUUGUCACGUCCAAAUGGUAUUGACGUUAUAUGCUUCGUUUAUUUGUCAAACAUGCUUCCUAUUGGUAUCUAUGCGUUACCAAUGUACAUAUCAGACUCACCUCCCUUAUUGAAAUUUCAUUUGAGGGAAGUCGCUUUAUAUAGUACCCCUUAGGUAUUGUCAUUUGCAGUAAUCACUCGAUCAAGAGAUUCUACAAUUUUUGCUUAUUUUACAUGUAGUUUUUAUACCCACUGGAUUUAGUUAAAGGCCUCUAAUUUUGUUUCUACUGUUUUGUGAAAAUUUUAAUUACAAUUCAAUAGCAAAUUUGGCUAUCAUAAUACCAUAAUUUUAUCUGAUUUUUCUUUACAUCUUUUAAAAUCCAUAUGAUUAAUACAGUUCAAUCUAGAAAUCCAUUCACUUGUUUAUUAUAAGUCAAUAUUGUCAUAACAAGCAUUCCCAUUUGUUUAUUUUAUUAUUCCUUAACGUAAAAGAUGACGUCGCCGUUUAUGACGUCGCUUUUAGUUGGCGGAUGGAGCAGCGUAAUGAUUUGUGAGAGGGAAGAGUUCAUCAAUAAAGUGAUUUGUUCCAGGGUAUAGGUUCAAUCAUAAGGAUUAAGUUAAAUAUAUUGUAUUGUAUUUGAGUUAUAACACACAAAAACCCAGAGUAGGGUACACUCCGUUUUUGUGUUAUACCUCAAUAACAUAAAAUAUAUUUAACUCAAUCAUUAUGGUUGAACCUAUACCCUAUACAACUUAAUACUUAAAUAAUAGUGCAUUUGCUUGUGGUAUUUUCCAUAUUUAUCAUAACAUGUUCUGCGGUAAAUGAUUCGCACAACAAUUCAUGAAAGAAAUCGGGUAUAUCGAUAUUGUGAGUGUGAAAUCGCAUCAUCAUGUGUGUAUUUUAUGUGUUUUAACUAUGACAUAAAUGAUAUAAAUAACUAUGCUUAAUUGGAGACGUUGUUUACUAAAUUAUAAUAUACCAUUUACAUAUUUUAUUUCACAUGAUCAAUUUGUAAGAAUAAAAGGUUAUCCAUAUGUUAAAUGUAAACAUUAAUCAGGAGUCAAGCUUGGUCAAUGAUAAUCCUUUUUGAGGGUUACGUGUUGACGCACAUAAAAAAUGAUUCUAUUAUUCAAGAAUAAGUUGAAUCACAGAAAGAUAUUAAUGCAACAGACAGAAAACAGCAUAUACAGGAUAUUAACGGCAACAGGAAGGGAAAGCAAGGAAGAGGAAAGAGGUUGAGAUGGGGAGUCAAGGGGCAUGGACACAAUGGGAGACGAUGAGAAGAAGAUGUCAUGGACAGAGUUCUGCAUAUACGCAGUAUGGCAGCUCAGUAAAUUCUCAAGGAUGUAUGUGAUGUGCUUCCAACAACGUAUGUAGUUAGCGGCAUAAUGAGGUGUUAACGAAACUUGCACAGGUUGAACACAAUGAGGGAUUGACACCAUCAGGAUAGCAUGAAAUGCCAACCUGAGUAUUCUUGGAGGAGCAGAAACUCGGAGACGUAUUGAUAUCAACCAACAAGAAGAAACUAGUUAUGGUGAAACUGAAUUUGCCCGCGGAAGACGUGUGAAUCAGCAGAUGACCGGAAGAAGAACAAGUACGCAGAGCGAGCAGACGAGUGUUGUAAAAAAGACCGAACGCCAUGGAACUUUCUUUAGAGGAUUCCCUGUUAAAUCUGGCUGGAGGAUGCUUUAGCCCUCGGUAUUACAUUUUUCCUAAUAAAUAACUAUAGUAUGUCUAUUACAAUGUCAUUUUCCUUUAUUUUUCUUCCAUUAUUACAGCAUUCUUAUUUAAUAGUUUUGCUAUUAUCUUUUUAACAUUUUUGAUAUUGUCAUUUACAGUUUACGAUUUUUGUGGUUGCCUAUUUAAUCUACAAGUACAUUUUCCGCAUAUGUCCAUUUUAUAGCAUUACUACUUUUGACUCUAGGGAUAUACAAUGCAUGCUGGUUUUCUCUCAUUAUAUUCCUUUUUAAGUUUAGAAAAAUUGAUUUUGAAUUGAAAUCGCCCGCGUCCCAUAGUCUGCCGUCUAUCUGUCCAUAAAUAGUUCUUGUAUUGCUAUAAACAGUCUUUUUAUUGCUUUUUCUUGGGAAGUUUGGGAAAGAUUAUUAUGAACAUUCAUACGUAGAUUGUCCUUAGUUCCUAGUUUAAUAACGAGUCUAAUCCAGAAAACAAAAUGGCUGACAGUUGAAGUUAAGCAUUGCUAUUUCUAAUUUACAGAAAUUCUGUCACAUAUCUUACAUUUCAUAUUUAGGUUCUCCUUCUAAUCAAAUAAUUAAAAUACAGAAAAGAUCAGUCUAACAUCGAAAAAAUUUGGAUCAUUCAAUGGUGGGCGCAAAUAACCCUCUUGGAUCACGUUUCUUGUAUAUUUGCCAAUUUAUUCAGAAAUAUUGUCUAAUGUAUUGUACACAUAAUUUUAUUUAAAAAAGAACCUUCGUCUGUCAAUAAACAAUAGGAAAUAUA
Pecten maximus is the source of this 6550-nucleotide messenger RNA. Its product is annotated as low-density lipoprotein receptor-related protein 4-like. Bases 7 to 3408 code for a protein of 1133 amino acids. The transcript is spliced from 21 exons. The record is from RefSeq and is a predicted model, not a curated record. NCBI's taxonomy places the organism in Eukaryota, Metazoa, Mollusca, Bivalvia, Pectinida, Pectinidae.